AUGAGGGUCACGUGACGUCGUCCGUAAUGGUUGUCCGUCUGUAUGUGUGAGUCGACACGAUUGUCACUGAACAAUACCUUUUACAAGAGUUAUUCACAAGUGACAAGUUAAUGCCAAGAUGUUUGGUGCAAAACCAAUAACAUUUGGUUUCCCUGCCAAUACAAAUGUUGGGACAGCUACACCAUUUGGAGCUAGUACCGGCAAUAACAGCUUUGGUACAAAACCAGCAGGCACAGCUACAUUUGGUACGCCCAAUGCCGGAGGUGUAUUUGGGACACAACCCACUGCUGCCCCAGCAGGAGGAAUGUUUGGUCAGCCCAGCGCCAGUACCGGUGGACUGUUCGGGAAUCAGCCAGCAGCAGGAAGCUUUGGACAGCCACAAACUGGAGGAUUUAAUACAUUUGGAAGUACCCCUGCAGCUGGCAGUACCAGUGGGGGAAGUCUAUUUGGACAACAACAGCCACAGCCAAGUACAGGGGGAGGACUCUUCUCCACCCCAGCUACUGGUAAUGCAUUUGGCUCCAAGACUCCAGGGUUUGGAGGGUUUGGAGCUACCUCUACCCCAGGGGCAGGGACUAGUCUGUUUGGUCAGCAGCAACCCAACAACACCUCAUUGUUUGGACAGACAGCUGCUGGAUCCAGUGGGUUUGGUCAACAGCAACAACAACAGAGUGCUCAAGUUGGCACAGCUCUCAAAUUCAGUGCCCCCGUCAGCCAGGACACCAUGGUAAAAAACGGAGUGAGCACGCACAUCCAAACCCGUCACCAGUGUAUAACUGCCAUGAAGGAGUACGCCAACAAAAGUCUUGAGGAAUUAAGGGCUGAGGAUUACUUAGCUGGGAGGAAAGGCAAACAAACAGCAUUUUUUGGAGCUACCCCAGCCAGUUCAAGUGGCUUCAGUUUCAACAAACCACAGGCAACAGGUUUUGCCGCUUCUGCAGCACCCUUUGGAACGACCCCAGCGACACAGUCUUCUCUGUUCAAUCAGCCACAGAACAAUACAGCUACAGCCAGCCCAUUUGGUCAGAACAAGUCCAUCUUUGGUGCCUCCGCUGGAACAGCCACCAGUACAGCAGGGUUUGGUACAGGCUUUGGAAACACAGCUGGAACGUCUCUGUUUGGGAACAACCAGCCUAAGCCGGGUGGAUUUGGGGCAACUGCUGUGACCUCGACCCAGCCCUCCCUAUUUGGGAGCACAACCUAUGGCGCACAGACAUCAGGAGGGUUCGGAACCACCGGUGGAUUUGGAACAGCUGCUCCUGGAGGUGGAUUGUUUGGUGCCAAACCUAAGCCUCUGUUUGGUACGGCUGCAACAUCAGCGCCAACAGGAUUUGGCGUGACACAAUCAUCUAAUCUGUUUGCCAAACCAGCAAACAGCACAGGAACUGGCCUUUUCGGAAACACGACUACGCCUACAUUUGGAGCUAGCACUGGUUUUGGAGGGUUUGGUAAUGCUACAUUUGGCAACACUGGUAACAGUCUGUUUGGAAACAAGUCAAUAGGAUUUGGUGCAACCAACACCCCAAGUCUGGCCCUUAACACGAAUACAUUCAACAACAACACCCUCAGCAAGCCUGCAUUUGGAGGCUUUGGAGGUUCGGCUGCACCAGCUUUUCCAGGGCUUUCAGCGAACACACAGUUGAAUCUUGGGAGUACUACCUUAAGCACGGCUCCCAGUGCUGUUGCUAAUUCAGCCAAUCAGCUGCAGAUACAGCAACAGUUGUUGAACCUGGUUAACUCCCCUUACGGAGACUCUCCACUCUUCAUGAACCUGAAACAGAGUGAAAUCAAGCGAGAAGAACUUCUUAAGCCCACCAAUCCAGCAGCUCAGAAAGCAGCUCUUAGCAACCAGUUCAAGGUCAGCCCACGACCUACAGCCAGAGUGAAACCCAAGUCUCUUCACAGUGUGCUGAAUGGGUCAAAGUCCCAGAUGUUUGAAGGCCUAGAGGAUGAAGGAUUCAGCUUUGGUAAUGAGACAUUUCAGCCCAAAAAGAGCAUCAAAAAGUUGGUGAUAAAGAAGGGAGGAUCUGACUCCUCCUCGCCUGGCAGUCGGUCAUCCUCGGUGAUGGGGGAGCCUAGUCAACAUUUGUCUGCACUGGAGACUGACGGCCCAGACACCUCCAAUACCAGUCUGAACAUGCCCCCGGAGCCAGUUUUACAGAUGCCAGGGAUGACUACUCCAGUUCAGAAACCCGGUUACCAGAGUAUGGAUGAUACCAUAGCCAUGCUAAAUGUACCUAAAGUCCCAAACCGCAUCACGUCACGAUCGCCAGAUGAGACAGACCUUGACAUGUCCCAGGCUGAGGACAGUAUGGAGCGGAGACCGACCACACCUCCCCCUCCUCACGCUGCUGACAUUACUCUGACACGGCCCGGCUACUACACCAUCCCUAGUAUGGAGGAACUCGGAGACAUGGUAGAUGAACAGGGAGAAUGCUUCGUGGAUGGCUUCACGAUCGGCCGUGAGAGAUACGGCAGCAUCUUUUUCCCAGGAGUCUUCAGUGUGGCUGGACUCAACUUGGAUGAAAUUGUACACAUCCGUAGAAAGGAGGUCGUAGUGUAUCCCGACGAUGAGAAUAAACCAACAGUUGGCGAUGGUCUGAACAGGAAGGCCGAGAUCACACUGGACUGUGUUUGGCCCAUCGACAAGAGUGAUCGCACUCAUAUUAAGAGUCCUGAGCGACUGGCUACAAUGAAUUAUCAGGAGAAAAUAGAAGAAAUCACUCAUCGAAUCGGUGGUCGGUUUAUAGAUUACCGACCAGAGACUGGAUCAUGGGUGUUUGAGGUGAAGCACUUCACCAAAUAUGGCAUGGACGAAAGUGAUGAUGAGGAUUUGUCAAACUUAGCACAGAAACAGCAGAAACCUGGACAACCGAAGCCUCAGAACCUAGGGCAGGGACAGCCCUAUAUUCCUCAGCAGACUGUCAACGGCAAAGCCCCACCCCCCAAGUUCUCUUUGGAGAUGUCACAGUCGACAAUGGACGACCGUCCUAUCCCAAUGGGGGAUGAUGAUGACGUACCAGAACUCUCCCAUGAUGACAUACCAGAGGAAUUUCUCGAUGAUAUGGAUGAUGACGACCUAAAUGGCCAGGAGGAGGGACCAGCCUCCCACAGACUAGCGGCCAGUAUGGGAGUGAGUGCCCACAGCAUGCAGAUGAUGAAGGCGUCCUUCUUUGGGGAUGAGGAGCAGCAUCAGGCAGGAGAUGAUGACGACCUAAAUGGCCAGGAGGAGGGACCAGCCUCCCACAGACUAGCGGCCAGUAUGGGAGUUAGUGCCCACAGCAUGCAGAUGAUGAAGGCGUCCUUCUUUGGGGAUGAGGAGCAGCAUCAGGCAGGAGAUGGAGAUAUGGCGGCGGAGAAACGCCGUGAGACGACCGACAAACAUGGUCCUAGUCUUUUCAGCUCUGCCUACAAAUCCAAGUGUAUGUCUCCCGUGAAGCUGUCACAGAUGCCACAGACCACUGACUUUAGGGAACAGCAAGGAAUGUUUCCCCCUCGUAUCCACACACCUGAGCCGAUACGCCCAGCCAAGAAGAAUUUCCAGUAUCCUCCUGUCGCUGAACACAUGACCCUGGCCAGUGGGAUGAGGCCGGAGGACUUCCCACAGAAGAUUGUGGGCUCUCGUGUCAUGAGAGAAAUUCCAGAGUAUUCCAAAUCAGAAAUGUAUGGAAAGCAGAGUCUGAAUAAGGAUGCUGCUCUGUUUAUGGGGCGGUCGUUCCGUGUGGGCUGGGGACCACACUGGACUCUCGCUCACUGUGGAACGCCAAUCACCAAGGAUAUCACAGAAGAGAAGGACGUAGUUGGGUUUUCACUGCUGUCUGGUGGGAGGACACGACCUGCUGUGGACAGUACUUACGAAUGGAAGGUCACUGUAGAGAAGGUGGAUGUGGCUGGGUACUUCAGGCAAGAGGACACAACUGUAGUGCACAACCAUGAGGAGCUCCUGAUGAUCCAGCUUGACCACUCGGAGAAGGCACGGACGGAUUCCUGUCCUCACUUUGUCCCCAGUCCAGGGGUGGAGGCCCUGCAUCAGUAUGCUGACAGGGCCAAACUCGACAAACAAGACACUGAGGGACACCCCGAUUUUGACUCGCUGAGUCACAUGACCACAGUGUUUGACUUGUGUGUAUCAUUAUGGGGAAGGUUGCCCGCAUUCCCAGACCUAGAUAAUAUCGAGGACUCGUACGACUACCAUCAUGACAGAAGGGAGGCACUGUCACACUGGCUCAUGGAAACAUCAAAAGAGAGUAUCAAAAAGGAGAUCAGUGACGCCAAGUACAAAAAUAAGAACCACCUGCCUGCCGUGUUGGCCCACCUGAGUGGUAACCAGAUAUCGGAGGCGUGUUCCCUUGCCCAGGUGUCAUCUGACCAUCGCCUCGCCCUGAUACUCGCCCAGGCUGCUGGCAGCCAUCUUCCCAGACAGCUAGUGGAGGGCAUGCUGAACGAGUGGAUGGAGCUAGAGGCCUGUAGUUACCUGGACCCAGUGCGGGAAAAGAUUUACUCCCUAAUGGCCGGCCGACUGGUCUGGCCUACCCCAGAGUCCACUGUCAACACGUGUGAAUACAUGGACUGGAAACGAGCACUGGCUUUACAUCUUUGGUUCCUGUGCCCUCCCAGCUCCCCAAUCCAACAAGCCCUAGAUGAGUACGACAAUGGCUUCCAGGGGGCGACCACUUAUGGUCGUUAUUGUAACCCACCUCUGCCACCUUACCUAGAGAUGACCUCUGACCUAUCAACCAUGGGGACAGAUCAGGACUCGGCAAUCCAGGACACAUCUUAUCACCUGUUGAAACUGUACUGUCAGCGGUCACACAACCUACAGCCGCUUCUCAACCCCUCCUCAUCAACAUCAAGUCACCUUGACUACAGGCUCAGCUGGCAUCUACACCAAACCCUGGAUGCACUUGGAUACAGACACCUGUCCUCCUACCAUAGAAACGCCAUACACAUGAACUUUGCCUCCCAACUUGAGUCCCUCGGCCUCUGGGAGUGGGCUGUUUUUGCUGUACUUCACUUAGAACAGCAAGCAUACCGAGAAUCAGCUGUGAGAGAGUUGUUACUCAGACAUGUCAGCCUGUCCAAAGACCAUUUCUACUUGGAAAAGGAACAGUUCCUGAGGGAAAAACUAGAUGUCCCAGCAGAGUGGAUUCACUUUGCAAAGGAUCUUGAGGAUAACCAGACGGGAGCAUGUGGCACGCUGCGGACUAAUAGGAUAGGAGUUCCUAAUGCGGUGAAGACCGCCAAACCCAAAAAAGGUGACCUCCCAGUUGUUGUGAGACAGGGUAACAAACUUUACAUAUGUUGGCAUGAUAAGAGACAGGUGAACAUGCUGACAACUGUCCACAAUGGCAGUACAUACACCAAGACAGUGAGAUCUAAGUUUCAUGACGGCCAUGUACGCGAAGUUGACCACCCCAGAGCGAUACAACUUUACACACAACAUAUGGGUGGUGUAGAUGUUGCAGAUCAACAAACACAAUAUUGUGUAUCUCAACACAGAAUGCUAAAAUGGUGGAAGAAGUUAGUCAUCUGUAAUCUGCUUGAAGUGACUUUCUGUAACAGCAAAAUUAUCUGGAAAUCUCUCAAUGGAGGGAAAAAAGUGUCCUCAAUGAAGUUUCGGUUAGCUGUCAUUCACGGUCUGCUUGAAGGCUAUGAACCUACAAACAAGAGAUUUGCUAGGCCAGUGAACAACCCCCCUUCUAGGCUUACAGAGAAACACUUCCCAUCCAUGAAUCCCCACAUGACAGCAGGUGGACGUAGGUCAACUCCAGACUGUGCUGUUUGCUCUGACCGCGAGCAGAAAAAGCGACAUCAAACCCAGUUCAUAUGUCUUCAGUGUGACACUCCCUUGUGUGUGUACCCAUGCUUUAUGAGUCACAGAGUAGUAUUAAAACACAUCGCAGCCGACGCUAUCAUCAGUGGUAAGUUACUGAAGUCUGGACACUGUAAUGACAGUCACAGAGUAGUAUUAAAACACGUCGCGGGCGACGCUAUCAUCAAUGGUAAGUUACUAAAGUCUGGAUACUGGAAUGACAGUCACAGAGUAGUAUUAAAACACAUCGCAGCCGACGCUAUCAUCAAUGGUAAGUUACUAAAGUCUGGACACUGGAAUGACAGUCACAGGGUAGUAUUAAAACACGUCGCGGCCGACGCUAUCAUCAAUGAAAACCACGAUUAUCUCAGAAAGUUUCUGGCAGAGUUAUCUCCUCCUACACGAUGCAACAAAGUUGUUGAUUGGUCAAGGGGCGGUCAUGUGUUUAUGGAUUAUAUUAAUCUGUGUCAGGAGCUGGAGAAUCUGAAGAAGGAUCUGCAAAAGGAUGAGCAUCGCUCCAAUGUACAUCUGGAGGGCCUACAUUCUGACGUGAUGUCGCUGUGUAGCCGAGUGGGCAGUCUAGUGUGUAAUAACUCUAAAGACAGGUUGUGUCAGUCUGAGAUGUCUAAGAAAUGUGCUUAUCUCCUGCGGACACUGUUGACCUUACAAGGUCAGGUUGGGGAUCAUCUACCUUCAAGGUUAUUGGCACCCCAUAUCAGUAGACUACCCAUGCCAGAAGAUUACUGUCUACAGGAACUUCGAGAACUUGUCAGGAGUCACAUUAUAGAAACAACAAUUACUUGAUAGAUUUUUAAAACUUUUUUUUUUUUUAAAUAAUGUUUUUCAGAUGUUUUCAAAAAUAAGUGAUGUUUUCCGAGGACUUGGAUCAAGUUGGUGAUCGUAUGAGUUUGAACAACCACAGUGGUAUUUACAAAUUACGGAAAUUUGAACCUGGAGCAAUGUGUGCGAUGAAAUAUAGUUGAAAGGUCCAAAAUUUUAUCCAUUGAAUUGGAUGAAUGACUGAUUGGAGUUUUGGUGAAGCUUUGUGUAAGCCACAUGGUUCUGAACCUGGUAUCUAAAUGGACAAUCAACUUUUCAUUUGUCAACACUUUGUAUUGAAAAAUCGACUUCAAACAAAGUAUAAUGCAUACAAUGGCAUUUGACAAUUAUGGGCAAAGGAUAGCCUCGAGAAUAUAAUAUAGCAAAGCAUGAGGAUGAAGUUGGAGGGCAGUUACUGGUUAAAGAAGUCUUCAUUUCAACUUCUGAACCAGAAAUCUAAUGGAGAGUAAACUGUUUAUGAUACUUUAUGUGUAACUUAUCAACUUUCAGUAAGCUACUUCAAGAAUGAGCGAGUUCCAGGAAGAAAUGAGUGCUGGAAAAUUUAAUCAUGUUAUGGUAUGAAUGGUUUUGUACUGAUGACGUAUGAUCUGUCUGUACUUACUAGUACUAGAAUAUCAUACAAAAAUACAUAAUUGUAAAUGUUAAUUGAAAAUGUAAACUUCAAGUUUAAUUUGUAACGACGUGAGCAGAAUUUAUCACAAAAACAAAACGGUUUUUUGACAUUCAGCAUUAGAUAACAGAAUAUCAAACCUAUUCAUACAUUUCUAUGAUGGAGAAUAAUCCCAAAUCUACUUCGGGCAACAAUCUGGUGGUAGUUAUGUUUAUAUUGUGGUGCCAUAUUGUAACUUGGAUCUCAACUAUUUGACUUAAAGUUUCAUGUUGUCAUUUUAGCCAGACUAGAACAGUUAAAUGGAUAAAUUGGUCUGGUAUAGAGUGAGUGAAUGUGUGUACAUGUAGUUAUGUUUUAUGUCCAGGGUCAAAUUGCCCAUAGCAUCGAAAUUUUAUUGAUUUGUGAGCUCAAAAAUACCUCUUUUUUUCCAUACAUGUAAUAUAUAUAUAUAUAUAGGUAUGAAUCACUUUAGUGAAAAGGGAUAACCCUGGUAAAGGUUUCAUUAUUGUGAUAAUUCAUAGAAAUUCCAAUGUAUGCAAUUUUUGUCAUUAGUUUACAUGAAUAUGUCAUUAAACAAGAACCCUGCUUCUGACAACUGCAGCCUGUUACUGUAAGGGAAAACACCAGUAGAACUACCAUAAGUAAUGAAUAUGCCUAUUAAAUAUUCAUGUCAAAAAACAGCAUUUCACACCAAAGGUUACGGUCUACAGAACUAUAUAUAGAGAAAUCUCAUUGUUCUAGCACCUUCAAUUGUCAUCAGAUUUCUAGGAAACUUCAUACAAUCACUUAAGUUCCUCGGUACCAUUUUACACAAAAGGGCAAAGUCACCUAUAUAUAUAUAAAAAAAAUCUUCUUUACCUCUCUUUUGUAUCAUUUGUAGUUAGAUGUCCGUGGAAAUUAUCAUACAUGUCUUACGAUGUUCUCACAUGUUUAUUAUAAUUAUGACAACAGUGUAUUUACAAACCAUGAUAAUUAUUUCCAUUUCCUAUCUCAUAAGAAUUACAGAGAUAAUUUAGAAUCACUUGUCGACUAGAGUGUCAUUGUAUUAUGCAUGUAUGGUAUGCUGGCUGUGCCCGAGUGUAUAGACUUAGAACUGACUAGCAAUAAUAAUGAUGUAGUGCCCUGUAACAUGUAUAAACUACUCUAGACACCUCCCAGUACAUAGUAUUCUACUAUCAGUAUGAAAUACUGUACUACCGGCAUGUACAAGGUUAUUAUAUUGUGAGUACAUUAUAUAUACAAGGUGAUGAGGCUUUGAAUAAGGAUUUAUGGACACCAGUUCUAGAUUUGUUUAUUCACAUCAAAGAAUAAAAAGCAACUUAUUUAAAGAGACUACAAGAAAUGAUAUAUGUAAUUGUCUGUUUAUAUUGGUGGUCUUAAUAAUUCGCUUUCUCAGUUACAAUGGUAAAGCCAUUAUUGUACAAAAUAACAACUAUUAAUGGAAAUUUGUCUUGAUUUAAUGAUGAUAUAAUUUACAAUCAUUUGAAAAAUAUCAUUUGUUUGCAAAUUUUAAUUCAAAUAAACAAGCAAGCAAAUGAAUAUUAACUGUAACUCUUCAUCAAGGGGACAUAACUUGUUACUGACAAAGUAUAAUGGUCCCAGUGUCACAGCAUCAUUCUAAAAUUGGACAGCAUAUGUACUAAGUAUAAUGAAAGGAAGUGUGAUCCAUUGUAUUAAACCUGUAACAUAUGAACUGGUACAUAUUGCCAUCCCAUUAACUACAGUCCAGACUCCAGAUUUAUCAUGACAAGGUUGUUAAGUAUGUUUUAUUGUUAUCCGCACAUCAAUAUAGACAUACUUUCUUUGCAAGAUAGACAUUUUUUUGAGGUUUCAUACUGUAGUAUCAUAUUUCAUCUACCCAUAGAUUUUUUUUGUCAAGAUAUUUUCAUACAUUGCUUAAGUUUGAUAUUUUUAUUGUCCAACUAAGUUUCCAUCGAUAACUUAUACUGUCAAGGAAAAAUGACACAGUAAUUAUAGUAUGUAUUGUGUAAGACUUGUGUACAGAUAUCGUAAUGUCUAUAACAAUAAAAAGGUUCACAUCAUCAAAAA
This is a messenger RNA of Mizuhopecten yessoensis (Yesso scallop), 9311 nucleotides long. RefSeq names its product nuclear pore complex protein Nup98-Nup96-like. Gene Ontology annotation, biological process: RNA export from nucleus; protein import into nucleus; post-transcriptional tethering of RNA polymerase II gene DNA at nuclear periphery. The coding region runs from base 119 to 6616 and encodes 2165 amino acids. Gene Ontology annotation, cellular component: nuclear pore; nuclear pore cytoplasmic filaments. Gene Ontology annotation, molecular function: structural constituent of nuclear pore. NCBI's taxonomy places the organism in Eukaryota, Metazoa, Mollusca, Bivalvia, Pectinida, Pectinidae. The record is from RefSeq and is a predicted model, not a curated record. The transcript is spliced from 42 exons.